Molecule: messenger RNA, 2154 nt
Organism: Pocillopora meandrina
Lineage: Eukaryota; Metazoa; Cnidaria; Anthozoa; Scleractinia; Pocilloporidae
Source: the annotation of a GenBank genome assembly
AUGGUCAGCUUUGUGACCUCCACAUCGCAUUGCGCUUGGACUCGAACAAAACGGCUGCCAACAACAAAGAUGUGUAGCACAUCUCCCCGGCGUGUGCCAUAGAUAACCAGGCUCUCGAGGCCAUCGAAAAUCUUAACAAUAAUGAUAUCGAAAAUGUGGCAGCGUUGACGGCUACCAACGGAGCUCCGACUUCCUCUGUCCCAUCAACAAGCCGUUCCAUUUCAGCAGAGCUCUAACGCUGAUUUUCAACUUUCAACGCACAUGGGGCAACCGCAACUAGAAAAUGAACUUCGACGAGUACUUUUACAAGUUUCAUGUCCCGAGGAAACAGGAGUGGGCGUCCCAGUAAAAUAAUCUUCCACAAAGACUUGGUGAUAAUUCCAAACCCUAAUAUAAAGGAAGUACCAAGCCACGUCAAAAAAGUGAAGUUAAAGGAGAGGGGCCAGAUUAUCUACCAGUUUCCCAUCAAUAAAGAGUGGACUUAACUAGACUUAAAAAGAAACGUUGAAAGUCAACUUCUAAGAGAGGAUAUUAUGUGUGAAUAUCUCAAGUUAACUUAUUUAUGGUUCCUCCUGCUCGAUAAGAGGAAUAACUAAUAGUAAAAAUUACAUUAAUUUUGAAAGUUCAUGUACAUUCCGUAGUGUAAGGCAAAAACUCCAAAAGAACUCGUAGAUAAAGUCUAGUUUUUGUAACUAACUAAGUGGUGCAUUCUUUGGGAGUUGUUGAUGAGACCUGCUUCAUUUUUGUGAUUGUAACUUUAUUCUUUAUAAGCUUGUUAUGGAAUUUUAGUAGCUCCUAAACCAGCAAAAGGAGUUAGAAUGGAUGGCAGAAUAAUAAAGCUCUCAGGUCAAGCGAGUGUGUACAUUAGAUGUCUAGAGCCCUUUGAAGAGGAAGAUAGGGAUGAAGAUGAUGAAGAGCUUAUGAUACCAUCCUUUGGUCAAUACACUGGUGACCUCUCAGAGACCCCUGGUAAUGCAAUUUCCUCGUCAUUGCAGUAUCAAAACAGUGAGGCUGUAUCCACAGACCCAGGGGAGCUAUUUAUCUUUGGAGAUCCAAUGCCCUUCUUGUCAGGAAUUGGGAACAAUCGGUCAAUUAACAAUUUGGAAGCUGUAGUUAAUAUUAAUGAAAUAUCUCCACCAACUUCAUUAUCAAAUAAUGGUGAAGCGCUUUCUAAAGUCAUUAGAAUUCACAGGUCACUUGUGAGGGCUGAUAUGCUUGAGAUUUUCCUGAUCCUUCCAUUUUGAAGUCUAGUUUAAAUGCCAUCAUUAUACAUCAGCUCGGCCAUGAAGAGGCUGGACAGGGAAAUGGGGUCUCGAGAGAAGUUUUUUCCUUGUUCUGAAAAAAAUUCAAUGAAUCACACAUGUUGGGGGACAGUGAAGAGACUCUUAUAUUAGAAAUAACUUUGACUGCAAUGUGUGGGAAGCAGUGGGGAGGAUACUUGUGAAGGGAUACACAGGGAGUCUGUAUUUUCCUCUUAAAAUAAGCCUUUUUUGUUGGUUGUCUUUUUGGGGAGGGAAGCAUUACCCGUAAAAUGUUGCAAGAUUCCUUCAAGGGUUAUGUUUUUCCAUCCGAAGCUAGUAUUAUAGAAGGCUGCUUGGCUGACCGUAUUACAUGCGACAAUGACGAGAUGCUUGACUUUUUGUUAGCAUUUGACUGUAAGAGAAAAGUCACACAGCAAUUUAGUAGAAGUCAUAGGACAAAUUGCUUACAAAGAGAUAGUAUAAAAAACCCCAAUAUGAGAGUGACUGCUGGCAGCCAAUUCUUGCUCACCUUAAGAUUUCUUUCCCAGAUGUAGAAUCAUUACAUCAAUUAUAUUCUUUCACACCAGGUAAUGUUAAAGUUUUUGGCCAACUUCAAAGCAGUCCGGCUACAGCAGCUGAGACGGAAACACUGGCCCACCUGAAGAGACUUAUUAGGGGGCUUGACGAAGCUAAGCUUACUCAAUUCUUGUGAUUCGCAACUGCAUCUAACUUUCUUGUCACUGACAGGUUGACAAUAUCAUUCACAAACAGUGAAGGUCUACCAAGAAGACCUAUUGCCCACACCUGUAGCUACACUUUAGAGGUGCCCAGCACAUAUGCUAGCUUAUGUGAGGUCAGAGAAGAAUUCAUGGCUAUUUUGAAUUCAGAUAGUUGGGAGAUGAAUAUUGUAUGA